Acanthochromis polyacanthus (spiny chromis) is the source of this 3855-nucleotide messenger RNA. Its product is annotated as dual specificity phosphatase 27. The record is from RefSeq and is a predicted model, not a curated record. Lineage: Eukaryota; Metazoa; Chordata; Actinopteri; Pomacentridae. Gene Ontology annotation, cellular component: cytoplasm. The coding region runs from base 37 to 3495 and encodes 1152 amino acids. The transcript is spliced from 5 exons. Gene Ontology annotation, biological process: protein dephosphorylation; negative regulation of MAPK cascade. Gene Ontology annotation, molecular function: protein tyrosine/serine/threonine phosphatase activity; MAP kinase phosphatase activity.
CUCAGCAUCAGGAAGAGAGGUGGGAUCUUGGUUGCCAUGGCGUCAGCCAAUGAGAGCGGGGAGCUGGGCGAUCAGACGGUACCUGAUGAAGGCGAGGAGGAGGAGAGGAGCGUCCGAGGAGUCCAGGCUCAUUACCUCCGCUGUCCCUCGCCCAGCUUCUCCAUGGCGUCAGAGUCCAGGUUCUCCAGGAUCUCUGGGUCCGACGCCGCCAGCAUCUUCAUGGAGCCCAUCCACCUCUCCUCCGCCAUCGCUGCCAAGAAGAUCAUCAACGAGGAGCUGCCUCCUCGAGGUGUUCGCACCGAGUCCGUCCCAGAGUCCAUGCUGGAGACGGCCGAGCAGCUGAUGGUGGAGGAUCUUUACAACCGAGUGCGGGACAUGAUCGACGACCGCAGCCCCUACAACACCCCCUGUGUGCUGGACAUCCAGAGGGCCAUGGUGCAGGACCGCCUGGAGGCUCCCAUCAACCCCGUGGACGAGGUGUGGCCCAACAUCUACAUCGCCGAGAAGUCUGUUGCGGUUAAUAAGGCCCGUCUGAAGAGAAUGGGCAUCACACACAUCCUGAACACAGCUCACGGCACCGGAGUCUACACCAGCCAGUCCUUCUACGCCGGCAUGAACAUCCAGUACAUGGGCAUCGAGCUGGACGACUUCCCCGACGCCGACAUCUCCACACACUUCAGACCCACCGCCGAGUUCCUGGACGAGGCUCUGCUGACUCACAAAGGAAAGGUUCUGGUGGUUUCCAUGAUGGGCGUGAGUCGCUCCGCCGUCCUGGUGGCGUCCUACCUGAUGAUCUUCCAGCACAUGUCCAUCAUGGAGGCGCUGACGUCCAUGAGGAAGAAACGAGCCAUCAACCCCAACGAAGGCUUCCUGAAGCAGCUGCGAGAACUCAACGAGAACCUGAUGGAGGAGCGAGACGACGACGACGAAACGCUCAGCCAGUGCUCCGUGAUCGACACCCGCACCCGCGCUCGCAUCCUUGGCGAAGGUGGAGAUGAUGAUGAUGAUACGGAUAAAGAGGAAGAGCAGAGCAUGAUCGAGGUGAAAGCUAACUCCAUCAUGAUGGAGGAGGAGGAGGAUGGAGAAAGCGUGAUGAGCAGCGUUGCCUCAUCUGCUGCUGCAGCGCUCAGAAACGGGCCGACUCGAGUUCAGAACGGGUCGGACAUUCAGGCCGGUCAGGAGGAGCUGGUUCUGCCUGAGGACAGCGGGGAGGACGGCGACGAUGAUGACGGUCUGGACAGCAUGAUCCGCGAGUGGCAGCGGAGAAACGAGAAAUACCAGAACGACGAGUGGUGGGAGGCGCAGCUCAACAGCGACAUGGAGGACGGGGAGUCUGUCGCAGGAGGUCGUCCAAAGAAGACUAAAGAUGUCGACGCCGACAUGGAGAGCAUCACCAGUGAGGACGUACAAGCUGUGAAAGAGCGUCUGAAGCGUCGAAACAGACGUCCGCCUUCAGACGCGAUGUCCACCUCCAGCUGCACGAGUUACUCUGAUCUUUGGAAGCAGCGGCUGAGGGAGAUCGAGGAACAAGCUGCUGCUCGCUACCGCAAGAAAGAAGAGGAUGAAGGCAGUGAGAGCACCGCUACAGAGGGAGAACCGGGAAAGAAGAUCGACGAUGAGGUGGACAGCAUCAUCUCCGACUCCAGCUCCAUGUACAACUUCUGCCAGAAGAAUAAGGAGAAGAUGACGCCGUUGGAGCGCUGGCGCGUCAAGCGGAUCCAGUUCGGCUGGAACAAGAAAGACCGUGAAGACGGAGAGAAAAGUUCUGUCGCUGACGGAGAGAAAGGUGAUGGCGAGGGAGAUGCCAAGACGCCGUCCUUCCAAGACGUCAACCUGACGGCGUACCAGGCCUGGAAGCUGAGGCAGCAGAAGCGUCUCGGAGAGGAGAACACGGAUGAGAUUCUGGAGAUGAGUCGAGGGGAGGACUCUGCAACGGUCAAGAGGAGGCAAAGACGUGAAGAGAUUCUGGAGCGUGCGAAGAAGACUUUAGAAGAAAGUCAGUCCAUGUGUGGCUGGGAGUCUGAGAGCUGCGUUAGCGGAGGAACCAUCCCUCUGUCGGCCUUCUGGGCCGGAGCCGGCGUCACCGGGCCGCCGAGCGUCGCCAACGAUGACAACAUGUCCAUGCUCAGCGGGAGGUCCUCUGUCAUAUCUUCAGUUUCACAACCUCGCAGCACAAGAUCCUCACAGUCUGUAGGCCCCAUGAAUCCUGUUCCUCCAGUUCCUCCCAUCCUCCCAGUUCCAACUGUUCAAGGCCCCGGAGGAGAACCGAUGGUCAACCUAAGCAGCAUCCAGAACUGGAUUGCCAAUGUCGUGUCUGAGACGAUCAAACAGAAGCAGAGUGAGAUGAGCCUGCCUCCUCCUUCCCGUGCUGGUUCUGAGCUGAGCUUUGGAGGAGCAUCCAGCGUGAUCUCAGGCCGAGGUAGAGACGAUGACAAGGCGUCCCUGCUGAGUGGAGCCUCCUACUCCAGCGCUCUGUCCCAGGGCCGUGGCAGGACGCCGUCAGUCCUGUCAGCCGGCGGGUCCAGCAGUAUCUCAGGUCUCGGCGGUCGAGGAUCGGCCCUGGGCUCCACCCUGGGCUCCACCCUGGGCUCCACCCUGGGCUCCAAGAAGAACAAGAUCACCACCACUAGCGUGCCCCUCUUCAGCCUCUUCCAGGACCAGGUCAACCUGGGCAAACUGGAUGCCAUGGACAAGGAGAUCAAAUCUGAGAUGAGGGGCAAGAUGGCUACCUACGAAAAGAAGAAGAUCCUGGAGGACAACAAGCGCAGCACUCUGUACAAGAAGAAGAAACCCAAGGAGGAUGAAGACGAGGAGGAGGAGAGGAAGCAGAAAGAGGAGGAGUUUCUUGAAGAGGCAAAGAAAAAAGAGAAACCCAAGAGGACUUAUGGCCUCUCCGGUUGUCUGAAUCUGAACCCGGAGCUGGAGAAAGAUAAAAACACGAGCAUUGACGACUGGCUGCAAAGCGUCCGGCCUCCUCCCAGAAAACCCGCUUCAGGAGCAGAAGUUCUACCUCCAGAGGAUCCGUACGAUGAUCUCGACGCCUCUGCUUCUGAAUUUGACUUCUCCAGCCGCAGGGCCUCGUUCGCUGCAGAAGACGAUGAGGAAACGACGUACGGCGUCACCUCCAGAUACCGGUCAAGGCUUCACGAAGAUCUGUCGAGUGAAGACGCCGAUUAUUCCUGCAAUGGUUUCGCUCCGUCCCACAGCUACAGCCGGGCAGGAAGGUCGUACGACGAGGGAAUGGAGAGCUACAGCGACUUCUCCACCAGCAGGAAGUUCACUCCUCGAUAUGGAAGCAGCGAUGCAGAAGGCAGCAGCAGGAGCAGGAGGGAGGAAGCUGAUGGAGACGACGAGGAGGACGACAUCGCCACCUUCAUCGCCCAGACCAGGCAGAGGAUCAGAGCUCGAGCUGCAGCCGAAGCCGAAGACGACGAAGUCCUCGCUGCUUGGAGGGCGCAGCAGGAAGCCAAGUCACAGAGCAGAGGGGAGUCAUAGAAAUAAGAGUGUGUGGUGCUGCUGGGUCAAACAAAGCUCUUUCUGAAGAAGUUCAACAUGAAAUAUGAUUUGAGGCUCAUUGAGAAAUGAACGAAGGGCUUGUUGUUCUGCACUGAUGUUCUAAAAACACUAAAAUAAAACAUUUUGUGAGUCAUAUUCUCACCCAUAGCUGAAAUAUGCACCUUUACCUCCUGAUCAUGCCUCAAAACUGUAAAAGAAUUAAUAAUCACUAUUAAUAUGCAGAGUUUAUCCUUCAACUAAGGUUUUAUUUGCACAGUUUUUGAAUGUAAAAAUAGUUUUCAAGCACAUUUAGUGCAUAUUUUCAUAAAAGAUGCUGAACAGUGAGAGAAUUCUUUCAGA